Messenger RNA from Ustilaginoidea virens, 1329 nucleotides. RefSeq lists its product as uncharacterized. NCBI's taxonomy places the organism in Eukaryota, Fungi, Ascomycota, Sordariomycetes, Hypocreales, Clavicipitaceae. Gene Ontology annotation, biological process: meiotic sister chromatid segregation; attachment of mitotic spindle microtubules to kinetochore; homologous chromosome segregation. Gene Ontology annotation, cellular component: nucleolus; chromosome, centromeric core domain; monopolin complex. The transcript is spliced from 3 exons. Gene Ontology annotation, molecular function: microtubule site clamp; protein binding. The coding region runs from base 1 to 1329 and encodes 442 amino acids. The record is from RefSeq and is a predicted model, not a curated record.
AUGAAAACGUUGGAUUCCGAGCCAGACUUCGACGAUGUGGAAGCUAUUGAGAUCGCUCAUACCCGAGAACCGGAUAAGAUAAUCUCAGAUCCCAGCGGUAAUCACCAGAGAUCUACGCGCAACACAAGUCAUAUGUUGAAGCUGGGACAGAGACCAGGGUCACGAAUCGGUGAUUGUGCAACUAAUAGGCAGAAUGCGCCCAAAAAAAUUCUUGUGGGAAAGUGCAGAAACAAGGCUCCAAGUGAGCGCCAGGCAGAUAUAACGCAUGUGUGUGGUGAUGAAGACUCCCAUGAUAAGUCGCUCGCUGCCGCAGACCAAAACAAAUUCGAGAGACAUGAUAAAGAACUUAAUUUCCAACAGAUAGGACGCCUUGAUGGGUCUCAAACUUGUGCAUUGUUAUCAGAAACUCAGAAAUGGGACUUGACAAAUAUGGAUGGAAGAACAGAUUUCGCAAUGGCUACCACCACCCUUCCCCAAGCAGCCCGCCAUACUGGUAUGGAGCAGGUCGCUCAAGGUCUCCAGCAGGAUGCUCUUGAAGUUGUCCUUCGAAGGAGCUUGAGCGAAGUCACCAAAAAAUAUAAUACCUUAGAGACCCGGCAUAACGAGUUGCUGAGUAUUGGUAUCAAGGCCGCUGAGCUUAACUUUGAACGAUUGAAAAGGCAAUCAGAAGAGGCCACUGAUGCAUCGAACAAACUCAUUAUGGAGCUUAAAGACGAAAUAGCUGCACAGUCAGUCCUGAUACUGCAAAACACUCAACUGAAACAGCAGCUGAGCCAGAGCAAAGUCAGGAUCGACGCUUUAGAAAAAGAAUUACACACUCUGAACGUGUCCUUUUCACAUACUAAAUCCGAGAUCCAGUCUCUUUCUGCUAAACUAUCUGCCAGCAGAGCUGCGGGGGUAAUCAGUAAAGCCCCGGGGAAUACGGUGAAAACUGGGACAUCAACCUGUAAAUCAGCUCCCAUUGACGCGCUGCUUGCAGCGCAAGCUAAAGAAUAUCUUUACGGCGACUUAACGGGGCUCAUUGUGAGUCGAAUGACUCGAGGCGACGAGGAAGAUGUUUUUGACUGCAUUCAGACCGGAAGGAAUGGGACUCUUCACUUUAAACUGGCCCUAGAAUCUGUCCAUGCUUCUGACAACUAUGAAGACGUUCAAUUCACAUACAAGCCUCAAUUAGACAUAGGAAGGGACAGUGAUCUGAUGAAAAUAUUACCGGACUACCUGGUGGAAGAAAUCACAUUCACGAGGACACAGGCGUCUAACUUCUACGCCAGAUUAAAUAAAUCUUUAACGGAACGGAAGCAUUGUAGUGCACCACAAAUAUCCAGCUAA